Messenger RNA from Thalassophryne amazonica, 1119 nucleotides. RefSeq lists its product as uncharacterized. NCBI's taxonomy places the organism in Eukaryota, Metazoa, Chordata, Actinopteri, Batrachoidiformes, Batrachoididae. The transcript is spliced from 3 exons. Gene Ontology annotation, biological process: regulation of transcription by RNA polymerase II. The record is from RefSeq and is a predicted model, not a curated record. Gene Ontology annotation, cellular component: transcription regulator complex; nucleus. Bases 174 to 899 code for a protein of 241 amino acids.
CGUGUCGGGUACCUACGCAGAAGCAUAAAAGCGGUUGCAACACGUUGUAAAGUUGAAACUUGUAAACUUAAAACAUGUAAACGUCUCAUCAGCGGUGGUAUUACAGAACGAAUUAUUGUGUGGACUGUGCGGUGUUUACGUCAGCAGGUGAUUUCAAACAGCAAAGGCUACAGAUGGAGGAGCGUCUCGCUAAUGAAGUGAGAAAGUACAAGAAUUUAUAUGAUCCCUCUCACCACUACUAUAAAAACACACAAAUCUGCACCAGUUCUUGGAUAGAGAUCGGGAGAAAGCUGAACGAGGAUCCGGGAAAAUGCAAGGACAAGUGGAAAACCAUGCGUGACAGAUACGUGCGGAUCAAAAGGAAGAUUAAGCUCAAAAGUGGGGAUUCUGAAGCUCACUUUUCAGUGCCGGCGCACUACACCAAGCUGUCCUGGCUUGAAGGAUACGUUUCUCAUAGAGAAAAGCAGAUCAAUUUCAGCAUUAAUGAAGCUGAGGCAGGUUCACCAUUAGCUCUGCAGCGAAGUGCUUCAGCCCACAUGCUCGUCUCAGACUCCACGGCUUCUCAUGGGAUGAGCAGUGACGAUGAAGCUCCACCCACUGAGGUGUCCUCAGUGAGCACACCAUUUUGCCAGCCCACUAAUAAAAGGAGGAAAGUCACUGCGGGACACAUACGAGUUGAGGACUUACUAGAGAGUAUAGCUACUUUUCGUCAGGAGAACAUGGCAAGAUGUGAAGAACUCAUUUCACAACUAAACGCUGCUGCAGUCACUCGGGACUAUGAUGAAUACUCCACCUUUGCACGAGCUGUCGCCGACUCGCUCCGUAAACUCCCCCCGGAGCGGGUGGAAGCGACGAAAUUUAAACUGUUUGCAGUGCUUGCAGAAGCACAUUUGCCAUAGCGACUUCAUUUUUUUGUGUGUGUGUGUGCGCGUGCUGUUUUUGAGUAUUUAAGUAUUAAGUGUGGUUGAUUAUAUUUUUUUCAUUUUCAAGUGUUUUAAAAUAUAUAUUUUGCAUUACUUGAUACAGGGCUGAAAUUUGCUGUUAAUUUAUACAUUAAUAAUCAGUUGCACUGUUGUUGCUUUUUAAAAAUUAAUCAUUUUGCAUAUAUAUCUGGAAAAU